AUGAGUCAUUUCGUUUUGCGGAUUGUGUUACUGUUCGCUUCGUUGAGUUUUGUUUACUCUUGUCCACCAAAUUCCUAUGAUAGUCAACUCGAUGGAUGCGUUUAUUUGCAAGCUUCUGCUCCAUUCGAUCUCGCCGAACAAAGUUGUAAUCAAAAAGGAGGACAUCUCGUCUCAAUUCAUAACGCUUUUGACAACACUGAUGUGUCAAAUAUUGGAAAUGCCGCCGGCUAUCAACGUUUCUUUCUGGGUGCUCGUCGAUAUGCCACCAAUCAAACAUUCAUGAAUUCCGAUGGAUCUCCAUUCAAUUAUCAAGUUUGGGGAGCCGGUCAACCAUUAUCUGAUUUCUGUAUCGCGAUGCAGCCCCAAACUCAGCAAUGGUACACAGCGGAUUGUGAUCAAACAUUGCCGUCGAUUUGUCUCGUCAAACAAGCACCGACAGUCCCACCUGCUUCGCAAUGUCAAUUCGGAUGGAGUUACUUCGCCGGAAGUGGAGCUUGCUACUAUAAAGGAACUGGUAACUUCUCUUUCUACGAUGCUCAAUCGAUUUGCCAAGGGAUGAGCUCAAAUCUUGCGUCGAUUCACUCGAUUGAUGAAAAUAAUUUUCUCAUAGGUCUAACUCUUGGCUACUCGGGUUCUUCGUGUUCGACGACGUGGGCCAAUUGGUAUGUGGUAUGGAUUGGAGGUGUUUACAAUCACGAUUGGCAAUGGUCGGAUGGAUCACCGUUUGAUUACAAGAGACUUUACGGGCAUAGUGAUCCCGAUUCUGGAUCGCUGUCGCUCACCUCCGAAACCGGUUGUUCCGAUUUUACCCAAUGGCGAGUGAGAGCCCCAGCAAAAAUGCUUCCAUAUUUUGUGUGCAAAAAGUACCCUGGGUUG
Mesorhabditis belari is the source of this 876-nucleotide messenger RNA. NCBI's taxonomy places the organism in Eukaryota, Metazoa, Nematoda, Chromadorea, Rhabditida, Rhabditidae. The record is from the annotation of a GenBank genome assembly.